Molecule: messenger RNA, 1235 nt
Organism: Penaeus indicus
Lineage: Eukaryota; Metazoa; Arthropoda; Malacostraca; Decapoda; Penaeidae
Product: maltase A2-like
Exons: 3
Coding region: 418-1014 (198 amino acids)
Biological process (GO): carbohydrate metabolic process
Source: RefSeq, a predicted model, not a curated record
UAUGCAGAUAUAUGUACAUUUGUGUUUGUGUGUAUCUGUCUGUCUACCUGUGCGUUUGUGUGUUUACGUAUCUAUAUAUAUUGCAAAAACAAAGGGAUUUACCGCGACUGGUGAUUAACCCCAAAAGCACGUGACAAACGUAUGUACACUCAAGCCAAGUUUCGUUUCAUUCCAUUCCUCCAACACACGCAAGAAAUCAUUAUAACGAAGGGAAAGAAAGAAGAAAAGAGAAAAAAAGGGAAAAUUCACACGCGCCAAAUAAAAAAAAAGAACAGUAACCAGGGUAUAUCCGCCAUAUUGGAUCCCACCGCUGAGCAACGCUUUAUAAAAAAACACACCUUGAGGACAUGCCAAAAAGCUGCCUGAUGGCGCUACCCAGACAUCUUGGCAACAGUGUGGCUGCCGCUUGCAAACAAUAUGGAUUUUUCGCUCAAACGUCCCGAGCUCAUAGUCUACAGUCACAGUGAAAUGAAUAAAAAACUGAACGUCAAGAGGAGGAAGGUACCCUGGUGGCAGAACGAAAUUAUAUACCAGGUUUAUCCGCGGUCUUUUUGCGAUGGGAAUGGAGACGGUGUUGGCGACCUGAAAGGCAUCACCAGCAAAGCCGACUACCUGCGUGCCCUGGGCGUGGGCACGGUGUGGCUGAGCCCCGUGUACCCUUCCCCGAUGGCCGACUUCGGCUACGACAUCGCUGACUUCGUGGGCAUCGAGCCGCUCUUCGGGACCAUGGCGGACUUCGAGGAGCUGCGAGCGGCGCUGCACGACAGGGGCCUGAAGCUGAUGAUGGACUUCGUGCCGAACCACAGCAGCGACGAGCACGAGUGGUUCGUCAAGUCCAGGCGGAAGGAGGAGCCCUACACGGACUACUACAUCUGGGCGGACCCGAAGGGCUUCAACGAGACCGGCCAGCCCAUUCCGCCCAACAACUGGGUGAGUUGGAGGAGGACAUGGCGUGGUGAAUGCUCGCGGGCGGGGUUGAAUGAGGACUUGAAUUUGUUGAAUUUUCGCGGCUGAAUUGAACAAGACAAGCGGUGUUUAAUUUUCGCGGAUGAGCUGAAUCUGACAAGUGUAGAAUUUUCACGGGCGUGAGUUGAAUGAGGACGUAGUUUAUUGAUUUUUUGCGGCUGAGUUGAAGUCAAGUUUUGUUCAAUUUAGGUGGGAGUUGAACACGAACUAUCAUGAGUGAUUUGAACAAGACAAGUGUUGUUGAACAUAUUGUGAAUAUGAUUAAAGAA